This is a messenger RNA of Pollicipes pollicipes, 1005 nucleotides long. Its product is annotated as ankyrin repeat domain-containing protein 27. The transcript is spliced from 6 exons. Gene Ontology annotation, cellular component: BRCA1-A complex; BRCA1-BARD1 complex. Bases 259 to 1005 code for a protein of 248 amino acids. Gene Ontology annotation, biological process: protein K6-linked ubiquitination. Gene Ontology annotation, molecular function: protein binding; ubiquitin-protein transferase activity. The record is from RefSeq and is a predicted model, not a curated record. Lineage: Eukaryota; Metazoa; Arthropoda; Thecostraca; Pollicipedomorpha; Pollicipedidae.
AACGCAAAUCCGGGCACGUCCUCAGGACUCGUCUCUCUCCGGGCGCCUAGCCCGGCAUUCAGCUCUCAAGGGCCACAAAUUUUAAGAGCAAUUCAGGGCUCAUUGUGUUGAGUUUUAUUUUCACAUCACUCACCUUGAAAUUGGGGGCUGAAACAUCUGGGUUGUUCUCAUUCUGAUUAAUAUUUAUGCGAGGUUGCAAUUUCUACAAGGCUUAGGUGUCGUAGUGAAGAGAUUAUAAGAAGCUGAGCCCUACUCAAAAUGCUUGAAGAAGCUAUUGCUAACAUCCGUGCUGCUAUUGAGGCAGGAAGAACAGAUAUCCUGCGAACUUUGAUUGAGGCCUGUGAACAAUGCGAGCAGGCCGACGCCGAGCACGUGACCAAGGACCGCGUGCUGUCCGGCCUGUGGACGCCGGAGGGCACGCUGCUGCACAUGGCCACGCGGCUGGGCCGGCCGGACGUGGUGCGCGCGCUGCUGUAUGCCGGCGCCGACCCGGGCGUGCAGAACGCCGACGGCGACACAGCCGUCCACCUCAGCGCCUCUGACACCAUGCGCAGCGUGUACACCGACGAGCUGUUCAAGGCCACCGCCCAGUCCAAUGAGGGCCGUGUGUGCCAGCUGCUGGCCGCCGGUCUGGGCAUUAACGCCUGGGACAGCCCUCUCAGUCGCAACACGCCGCUGCACUGGGCGGCCAAUUUCGCCGACCGCGACAUGAUCACCUGCCUGGCAGAUCGGGGCGCGCACGUGAACGCUGUGAACGCGGAGGGCGCCACGCCGCUGCACGACGCCGUGCGCCGCGGCCAGCUGGACGUCAUCGAGGAGCUGCUGCUGAGCGGCGGCAACCCGCUGGCGCGCGCCACCGAGGGGAAGUACGCGCAGCGUUCGCCCGCCGACCUGGCGGCCGACCAGCCGGCCGUGCUGGCGCUGCUGACCCGCUACCGGGUCACGGCCGGGACGUCGCGCGGCGAGGGCGACGGCGCGCCCGGCGGGUCCGAGCGCAAGGUGUGA